Messenger RNA from Harmonia axyridis, 518 nucleotides. RefSeq lists its product as uncharacterized. The transcript is spliced from 2 exons. The coding region runs from base 107 to 397 and encodes 96 amino acids. The record is from RefSeq and is a predicted model, not a curated record. Lineage: Eukaryota; Metazoa; Arthropoda; Insecta; Coleoptera; Coccinellidae.
UUUAUUACAACAACACCUGUUAUAGAGAGAUACAUUGAGCAAUUCUACAUGAUUUUUCCACCUAUUUAAAGAAAAUUUUUUUCAAGUAUUUUCCAUAAUCACUGAAAUGAUCAAGUUAAUCCUAAUUUUUAUCGUUGCUCUGGCUGCUAUUCAGCAUGUAGACAGUAUUGUGUGUCAACCAAAUACUUGCCAUUUCGUGAAAUGUAUCGACGUUUCUCGUGAAAAUUGCUGUGGACCAAACAAAGAAAUAAGAGAUGGUUUCUGCGGCUGUUGCAAAAUUUGUUUCACCUAUUUAGAUGAAGGAGAGCAAUGUCCACCCAUUUUGUAUGGAGGUGGACCACCAACAUCAGGAUGUAAAAAGGGGUUGAAGUGCAAAGGAGGAAUAUGUUGCAAAUAAUAUUCUUUAUAUUCAACAUACCAAACACCAAUCAUGGUUUCAUAUGAUUUCAUUAAUGAAAUGCAUACAUUUUCAGACUGUAUAACUUAAUUGUUGAGAAAUAAAAUUCUGUUGAUAGAUA